AUGUCAAAAAUACGUAUUCUCGAUGCCAGUUUACUCGUAAGAAUAGCAAAAAUAAGUCCGGGUGUGCUACUCGUACACGCUAGAAUGCUGAGUAAAACUACCGCCAAGUAUCCCCUUACGAGAGUCGAAGUUAAAACAUUCACGAUACACGCCGGUGUCGUGGGGGAAUCGAUAGACAAUGCAAUACUCGGACAGCUGCCUAAACGAAUAAUAGUUGGCUUUGUCGAUAACAAGGCAUUUAACGGUGAUAGAAAAUUAAACUCGUUUAAUUUCCAAAAUUACAGAAUAAAUUUAUUUUCGCUGUACGUCGAUGGCAUGCAAAUUCCCAGUAGGCCGUUACAGCCAAAUUUUUCGAAAGACGAGCCGCUCUACGUUGAAGCUUAUCACACAAUUUUCUCGGGAAUUGGUAUUCACUUUCUGAACGAGGGUAAUUCAAUAAGCAGAGACGAUUGCGCCAAUGGCUACACUCUUUUCGCUUUCUAUCUUACUCCGGAUCUAUCCGCUAAUUGUGCAGGACAUCGGAAUCUUGUGAAACACGGAAACUUACGAUUAGAAGUGAGAUUCGAAAAAGCUCUUUCCGUGACUAUUAAUUGUAUCGUCUAUGCAGAGUUCGAUAACGUUUUAGAAAUCGAUUCCUCGCGUCAAGUCAUUGUCGACUUUCCCGGAUAG
This is a messenger RNA of Trachymyrmex cornetzi, 669 nucleotides long. RefSeq lists its product as uncharacterized. The transcript has a single exon. The coding region runs from base 1 to 669 and encodes 222 amino acids. Lineage: Eukaryota; Metazoa; Arthropoda; Insecta; Hymenoptera; Formicidae. The record is from RefSeq and is a predicted model, not a curated record.